Plasmodium inui San Antonio 1 is the source of this 753-nucleotide messenger RNA. RefSeq lists its product as hypothetical. The transcript has 2 exons. The coding region runs from base 1 to 753 and encodes 250 amino acids. NCBI's taxonomy places the organism in Eukaryota, Apicomplexa, Aconoidasida, Haemosporida, Plasmodiidae. The record is from RefSeq and is a predicted model, not a curated record.
AUGAGCAAAAAGAAUCAAAAGAAGAAAAAAUCCAAGGGGAGAAAAAGGGAAAAUAAUUCCUCAUCUAAUGUAUGCGGCAAACAUGACCAUGAGUUGAAUGAGGCGAAGGAAGCAGAUCGAGGACGGGGACUCAAAAUAAACGGGCCGAAUGAGGACAACUCUGCCCCUCUAAAUGCUCAAGUUAGUGACACUGUGAACGGGAAAAAAGAAAGGGGUGACAGUGCACCUAGUGGAGAAACUGCGGAGAAGGGCCAAAGCCCUACCAGUGGAGAUGAAGCAGAGAAGGAAGAAGACAAAAAGGGGAACACACCCGAUGGGGUGACCGACAUGGUGAUGGGAAAAGCGAUGGGCACCAAGGGAAGGAAAAAGAAAAUCGAGCCCGCACCGAAUAUUCCCAACGAAGGAGCAAGCGAAAGUGCAAAAUUCAAAUCAUCUAAUGACGAUGUGGACGAUUUUCCUAUGCCCAGUGGUGACCAAGGCGCAGAAGAACAAACGAACAGCCUCUUUCCAAACAUCGACGUCGAUGCGAUGUACUGUUUGCUUGCAGAAAAGGGAGAUCACCAAAAUGAAUUUUUAAGGGACUUAAUUAAAGAAAUAGAAAAAUUUAAAAAAAAAUUUAACGAUGAUAACGUGCUGUCAAAUGUGCGUAGAGACAGGCAUAACUUUAGUAGUAAUUACUCCAUCAAGAAAGAGGGAAAAAAAAGGGGAGCACAGCAGCGGAUAGUGACAGCUACAACUUUUACGAUAUGCUAA